AGGCUGGCAGUCUGGGAAGGGGAGAGCCGGGCUGUCAGAGCUCAAAGCGGGGCUCCCGUCGUGUCCUGUGGCGGCGAACAGUCGUGGUGAUAAAAGAAGAAAGCCUUCGGUAAAGUGCCGGGAUGGACGCGGAAGGUGUCGUGGCGGCGCGGAGGAGAACACGGAGCUGCUGUGACGGCGACGGUAGUGUCACCUCUGGGCGCACUUCCUGGCGGGAGGCUGGCGGGGAAGUGGCGCACCGGCGACGGCAUUGAGAGCAGCGGAGUGCCGCCAUGGAGAGGCGCGACACGGCCACGCAGGAAAUGCCCGCGUCGAAGGAGGAGGCGAAGCGUAAGGAGAAGAAGCCGAGACCCGUCAAGCUUUUCCGGAAGAAAUCCCUGAAGUCCGUGGGGAGUUUUAUGAACCGAAUAUUCAAAAGUCUGACUUUCACCCACUUGGGAGACACGCGGGACGCGGAGGACGACGACGGCGGCUUCGGGGACGGCGCACCUUGCACGCUGGGCGCCACUUCGGCGCUCGUCCAGGAGGACGCCCCGGCGGCCAAGAAACUCCUCCGCCAAUACGGGGACAAAACCCCGGGCGUGCUGGGCGUGAAGAACCACGGGAACACGUGCUUCAUGAACGCCGUGGUGCAGUGUCUGAGCAACACCGACCUGCUGGCCGAGUACUUGGGGCUGGAGAGGUACAAGUGGGACCUGAGCGGGGCGGUGAGGACCGGGGAGAGCCGCUUCGCCAAGGGGGAGGUCACGGAGCACUUGGCGAGGCUUGUCCGGGCUCUGUGGACUCUGGAGUACACGCCGCAGCUGUCUGUGGACUUCAAGACUAUCGUGUCCAAGUAUGGAUCACAAUUCCGUGGUAAUUCCCAGCAUGACGCCCUGGAGUUCCUCCUUUGGCUGUUGGAUCGUGUCCAUGAAGACAUCAACCUGGCCUCACACAACAACAACAACAUCACCAAAGCUUGUGAAAAGGCUCCCAUCAGAGAUGAAAACCUGCUGGAUCCUGACCUGUCCCAGACCCAGCAGCUGCUGGAUCCUGACCUGUCCCAGACCCAGCAGCUGCUGGAUCCUGACCUGUCCCAGACCCAGCAGCUGACAGUCCAGCAUAGUUUUGUCCAGGAACAUUUCCAGGCUCAGUACAAAUCUUCGCUGACGUGUCCGCACUGUUUGAAACAAAGCAACACCUUUGAUCCUUUCCUCUGCAUCUCACUGCCCAUUCCUCUUCGCCAGACCAGGCCCCUGUGUGUCACCCUGGUCUUCAGCACCAAAGGACAGAGGUACCUGAGAGUGGGCCUGGCUGUGCCUCUCCUGGGCUCUGUGGCCAGCCUGAGGAGGAUGGUGGCUGACGAGGGCAACAUCUCCCCAGACCAGGUGAUCCUGACUGAGGUUUACUCCACAGGCUUCCAGCGCUCCUUCUUCGAUGGCGACGAUCUCGCCAGUGUGGCGGAAAAUGACGUCAUCUAUGCCUUCCAGGCUCCGCCCCUCUACAUCAGAGGAGGCUCCGCACGGACCUCAGGGUACCAUCACAGUCUGCCAUCUUGCCCGUACGCCACCGGUCCCGAGGGGCAAAGGUUAGCCACGUCCGGGGCUUUGUCUUCCGAGUUCCUCAACCACGGCGUCCCGGCCAAGAUCCUGCUGCUGGUAUGCAACGCUGCAGGAGCGGGCCAGCAGACCAUCAGGUUUGGUCCUCCGUUCCUAAUGAGGGAGGAUCGGUCUGUUUCCUGGGACCAGCUGCAGCAGAGCAUCCUCAGCAAACUGUACUACCUGAUGAUCAAUGGAGCGCCGGCGCAGAAUAACAGAGUCCUCUUCAACAUCCGCGUGGUUGGAGGAUCCUCAUUUUACAGCUACUUGUCACCUCAGGACGCCCGGCCGCUCUACCACCCGGCUGUUGACAGAGCGCUGAAAUUCUGCAGCCCAGGAGGCCCCGCCCACGUGAAGCUCAUCAUCGAGUGGGAGUACCGACUCAAAGACUGCCUGUUUGGGAACAUCCAGGAGGAAGUGGUGAAGGAUGCAGAGAGCGUGUGGUGUCAGCAGCAGCAACAUGUCCAGCAGUACAGCUGCACCUUGGACCAGUGCUUCCAGCUCUACACCAAGGAGGAGCAGCUGGCGCCGGACGACGCCUGGAAGUGUCCUCACUGCCAGCAGCUGCAGCAAGGCAUGGUGAAGAUGAGCUUGUGGACGCUGCCCGACAUCCUCAUCCUGCACCUCAAGCGCUUCCGGCAGGUGGGCGAGCGCAGGAACAAGCUGACCACCUUCGUGCACUUCCCGCUGACGGGCCUGGACAUGACGCCGCACAUGGUGAAGAAGCGCACGCACGGCGCCGCACCUCACCCGGGGUGGAAAGGGUCCAGACGGUCCGACCUGGCUCCUCCCGACUUCCUGUACGACCUGUACGCCGUGUGCAACCAUCAUGGAGGAAUGCAUGGCGGCCAUUACACAGCCUUCUGCAGGAACUCUGUGGACGGCCAGUGGUACAGCUACGACGACAGCGUUGCUGAUCCGGUUCCAGAGGAGGACCUGUGCACACGCGGUGCCUACAUCCUCUUUUAUCAGAGAAGAAGAACCAUCCCGGCUUGGUCUGCGAGUUCCUCCGUCACCGGGUCCACCAGCUCCUCGGCGUCCGGCCACUGGCUGGUGCGGCUGACGGGGGGCGGGGACAAAGGUGCCCCGGCGUCCGGCCUGGGGCCCCCGGUGCCCACGCGGCCUCCGGAGUCUCCUGAGCUGCCGGUGUUUGGAGAAGAACUCUCCCAAACAGCGGAAACAAGUGAUGAUGGAUUUAAUUCCAAACCGUUUGUCCGAGGGACCCAAGGAAGGAGUCUGAGCAUGAGGUCGCCAACAAAGCCCAAGGAGACUUUGGGCAAAGUCCUGCCGCUGCGAUGGUCCUUCGGGACCAAGGACCGGCUCAAGCAUUCGGCCGAGACCCAGUCCGAGGAGCUGGUGGAGUAUCUGGAAUCCGGGCGCCGUCCGCGAUGUACCAAAGAGCCGAUAAUAGCGCUGGUGGCCACCCCGCCGCAGAGGCAGAGGAACCAGGGCAGGCGGGAGUGUAGCUCCCCGAGUGGGAGCAGCCUGAGCUCCUCGCCCAGAGUCCCAGAGGGACAGAGUCGUGGCGUGGAGAGACACCCGCUAGUCGCCAACGGCGUCCAAGGCAGGGACGACGGUUCUCUGAGGCUGCGGUCGUCUCACAGAAGAACCCGGCAGGACCAGGGCAGGACCGUGGACCUCCAGCUUCAGAGGGUGGCCGUCUUAGGGUCUCACGCCAGCCACAGUGCACCGCCGAGCGGGGACUCCACGCUGAGGAGGACCAAGGUGCAUUCAGGCGGGAGCACCCGGGCACAGAAAGAACCUGCGGGACAAGACGGCCUCUUGGCCUUUUUCAAACCUCGGAGAGAAGUUUCGCCGCUGAAGGACCAGGAACCGCGCCUCAACGGCUACGGGCACGGCGGGAAGCAGGCGGGCGGCGACUGGACUCAGCUGUCGCUCUCCAACGGGACGCUGAGGGAGGAGCGGCAGGCGGGAGUGAGCGCCUGCUACAAGGCCAGCGCACGCUCGUCUUGUGCCGACUGCGCCGACAUCAAGCGCGCGCACAGUUCCAGCAGCAUCCAGACCAAGCUGGACUUGACCUUCCGCCGCUGCGCCUCGCUGCAGAGGAACGGGGACACGGCGGCCCCACCCGCGCCCCGCGCCCUGGCCACCCUGCAGAGGACCCGAUUCAGUACCACCUCCCUGGUGCCUCUGUGACGUGGCUCGGUGACCUCUGACCCCAGGCGGAGGACGUCCGUGGAAAGAAAGAGGUGUCCCCUCCCCCGCCUUGUCUCACCUGUGCGUGUCUUAAAGUCAAUCUAUGCACACCUGCAGUCCUGACAGGAAGUUCUGCUUCCUGGACCCGAGUCGCUCCCAGCGGACAUCUUUGUUGUUGUUUACUUUUGACACUUUUCCUAUUUCCUUCCAAGUGACGUGUAGUUGUGGUGUACACCUUUAAGAGUCUGCACCUCGUGGUGAUAGGGCUGUCCUGUCCUGAUCCAUCUUGGAGGUGAUAGAGCUGUCCUGUCCUGAUCCAUCUUCAUAUCUGCAUUGUUUACUCCUGAGGAUGGACUACACCAGGGGUCACCAACGCGGGCACCAGGUAGCCCGUAAGGACCAGAUGAGUAGCCCGCUGGCCUGUUCUAAAAAUAGCUCAAAUAGCAGCACUUACCAGUGAGCUGCCUCUAUUUUUUAAAUUGUAUUUAUUUACUAGCAAGCUGGUCUCGCUUUGCUCGACAUUUUUAAUUGUAAGAGAGACAAAACUCAAAUAGAAAUUGAAAAAUCCAAGAAAAUAUUUGAAAGACUUGGUCUUCACUAACUGACAAAGAAACAGAUAACAGACUUGGUGUCCAGUUCAAAGUGUGACAUGAUUUAUUUAAACAUUUGAGAAGUUGACUUUUGUAUUUUACAUGAGUUAUUAUUUGUACAAACAUGGUGCAAAGUCAUUCAUGAUUUGUUCAAAAAUGUUAGUGGCUAGCUAGUUAAAAUGGGAUAUUGUGAUUUCACAAGACUGUCUUAGAAGUCAUCAUUUGAAAAUGUUCAAUUUGAAAAAUGUGCACUUAGAGAACAUAUAAAAAUAAAAUGUUGCAUACUGAUAUUUAAAUGUUUCUAUACAGUAUAUAUUGUGAGAAAUCAUUAAGAUGAUCAGUGUUUCCACAAAGAUAAAUAUAAUUAAUUAUUAAUAAUAACAUAGAGUUAAAGGUAAAUUGGGCAAAUUGGCUAUUUCUGGCAAUUUAUUUAAGUGUGUAUCAAACUAGUAGCCCUUCGCAUUAAUCACUACCCAAGAAGUAGCUCUUGCUUUCAAAAAGGUUGGUGACCCCUGGACUACACACUCUGACUCUUAGGACCCAAAAGGGACCCGAUCAUAAAAGGUCAUAAGUCGGCAAUUCAUUUAAAAUUUUAUUUUUUAAUUUCAAUGCUUGAAAUCUUUUAACAACUUCAGAGCAA
Molecule: messenger RNA, 4964 nt
Organism: Entelurus aequoreus (snake pipefish)
Lineage: Eukaryota; Metazoa; Chordata; Actinopteri; Syngnathiformes; Syngnathidae
Gene: usp43b
Product: ubiquitin specific peptidase 43b
Exons: 16
Coding region: 273-3734 (1153 amino acids)
Biological process (GO): protein deubiquitination
Molecular function (GO): cysteine-type deubiquitinase activity
Source: RefSeq, a predicted model, not a curated record